This is a messenger RNA of Plutella xylostella (diamondback moth), 2072 nucleotides long. Its product is annotated as sodium-dependent noradrenaline transporter-like. Gene Ontology annotation, molecular function: amino acid:sodium symporter activity; L-amino acid transmembrane transporter activity. Gene Ontology annotation, biological process: sodium ion transmembrane transport; amino acid import across plasma membrane; nitrogen compound transport. NCBI's taxonomy places the organism in Eukaryota, Metazoa, Arthropoda, Insecta, Lepidoptera, Plutellidae. Gene Ontology annotation, cellular component: plasma membrane. The record is from RefSeq and is a predicted model, not a curated record.
ACAACUUUUGGUAAUACUUAUUUUUUAUUUCUGCUUCUACUAAGUAUUAUAAUAAUUGUAGUGUUCUAUUUUUAUUCAAAAUGCCGCAACGAGAAAGGCGAAUAUUUUCACUAAAAUACGACGCUUUCAAAAUCAUCCUCUGCAGUUGGAUGUUGAAUCAGAUGUCAGUGGUGUUUGUGCCCAGUGCGAUCUCCCACAGUGGUUUCUACAUUCACGCUGCCGUGUAUCUGUUGGCUGUUGUAUUUGUGGGGAUUCCCCUCGUGUACUCUGAAGUGUGCAUCGCCCAGUACACCAACGGCAACGCAGUCACAAUGUUCAACUACUGCCCUAUCUUUCGCGGCAUCGGAUAUGGAACCUACUUCUUGGUAAUCCUAAACGCAAUGUAUACGCUCGUCCUAGCCAGCUGGUACCUAGAAUAUAGCUUCUACUCCCUAAUCGAUCCUCCACCAUGGUGCACUUGCGAACACUUCGAUCCUAAGGAGUGUAUGGUAAAAAGAAUCAAUAUCACAACUUUUCAACACUGCGUAGAAAUGCAGACACUGUAUAAAUUGAACUGCAUGAAGAAAACAGCGAGUGCACUCUUUUAUGAAGAAGAAAUUGGAGAUGAAAAUACACUUAAAACAUUUUGCUUACGCCACUGGAAACCAGUAGCUGCAAGUGCUUCUAUUUGUAUGUUUUUGUACAUAUUGACUUUAAAAAAGUAUAAUUUAUUUGUAGCGUUUGCCAAAAUUGUAUUUGUAUACGUAUUAUUGGCAUUAUUUCUUCUCUUUUGUGCUAUUUUGUCUACUAAAGGUACUUGGUAUACCGCGAAAAUUAAGGUUAGUUUAUCGUACUUAAAUUUUAAGGAAUUAGCUAUAUUUGCAUCUCGCGGCUAUCUAACUAUGGGGACCGGCAGUGGAGUGAUCGUGGCCUUGGCGCGCUUCGUACCGUUCCGAAGUCCCGCCACUAUGACUUCUAUAUCUAUGCCCUUAAUAUCUGUGGUUGUUUGCCUAAUCUACUCAUUGGUAUCUUUUAGUGCUUUAAAAUCCAUGUCCUAUUUUCAUGCGGAAGAUCAAUUUGUGAUGGACAUAGGAAACAGUGUUUUCUUCGAUAUUUUUGGAUCGACAUCGGAAAUUUUAUCAUAUUUGUAUCCGAACCGGCUCUGGUCAUUUCUUUGGUUUUCAUCAAUAUUAUGCAGUCUUUUAGUAAAUCAAUGGAUUAUAUUUCUUUAUUUACUUGACGCUGUUUUACACUUUCAUUUUUGUCAGCGGCACUUGAAGACUGUAACUUUUUUUCUAUAUUUAACAUUGAACUAUUUCUCGACAUACUUUUUUUGUUCGGAUUUAACUGUUGCCCUCACAGAUUCUAUACGUGUUAUACAAACAGUAAACUGUUUACUAUUUUCUAUAUCAUUAUAUUGGAUUUACGGAAUAAACAACCACUGUAUAGAUAUUCUGUUCAUGAUUGGUAUCAAAACAUCUUGGUUUUGGAAAACUUGUUGGUUCAUAAAUCCUUUUAUUAUCAUAACAUAUUUAUAUGCCAUUAUAAAGUACGAUCUUAUGUAUGAUGAUUAUACUGUUUCAAAGGAAAUACCAUCAAUUGGAUUUGCAUUCAACGAACUUAUAUUUUAUUUAUUUAUUGGUAUUUACUUAAUAGUUACGAUCACUGGCAUAAUAUUAGAAGUUUGCAGUUUUAUACGAAAUAGGGAUAACAUUAUUCGACCAUCAAAAUUUUGGGGCCCCAAAGACCAGAUUCUGUUCAAAAGUAGAAAAAUGUUCGUACCGGAAAUAAUGACCAGAGAAUUUUUGUACAAGCAAGCAAGGGUUGUCAAUCAAACAUAUAAAGAUAAUGUUUCUGCCAGUGAACCAACGACAGAAGAAAAUAUUUCAGUUGAAACAUUGUCUGUAAAACAAGAUUGGACCGCAUGUACCUCUAACUAAUGAAUGAGGUAAAUGGCAUAGUUCCAUUUACAUGGGGGGGUAGGUACCUAUAUGAAAAUAUUCCAUUUAGAGAAAUGUAAUAUAUAUAAAAAUACUGAAAUGUUAAAUAAAAUAAAAUUUAUAACAUUCAUAAAAUAAAUAAUUGUAACCAGU